AUGUCUUCAUACGUCACUUUGAGGUCACAGUUCACGGAAAUUAGGCAGCAGUACAGACCUCACAGUAGCGGGAACGGAAGGGCGGCCAUGUUGUAUCCCGGGGUUAUUACUUCCCCCGGAAAUGGGACUAACUAUGGGACUUCGGAGUAUCCGUACAGCGAGGAUGAGACCCGGAAUAAUAGCGAUAUUCUUAUGUUUCCUGUUUUAGCUGGUACGCUAGUGAUGGCAUAUAACAUACCGGAACUUUCGAAUACUUUGACUCUGACAAUGGACCAUGUUGUCGGUAUAUACAACGGUACCUACACUUGGUGGAACGAUACGGCAUUCAAAAUACAAAAUCCCAAUUCAACUUUUCCCAAUGCAUCGAUAAAACCGGUUGUUCGGUACUUCCCGGCCGGUUCCACCUACAUUUUCACCAAAUGUCUGUCGGUACAUAGUCGAUUCUGGAAUCAAAGUUACGGUACGUUUUGGGAGAAGAGUUACUGGAAUGGUAGCAUCAAUUUUGAGUACGGUCAUCGCAGUGUAGGGAUGGGCGAUACGAUAACGAGUCUGGCUUACAGCAUCGGUUAUGUGCCGGUUUGGCUGGCCGAGAGUGUUAACUUGAGGUACGCAACAAUAGUGAACCGAAUUGGAUCGGUGACAUCUCCAAAAUCGAUGAGGAAUCUUCUCAACUCGAUGGAUUCGAACAGGCAGGCAAUAUUCUCCACGAGACAGCUGAUUUCGAAUCUAAUCGAGACCGCUCCUCUGAAUACUUACCCGAUUAUCGGUUAUUCAUACAUGAUUGUCAGACUCGCAUCUAGUGCUGUCUGCCCUGAAGUUGUUAACUUGGCUAGAUACAUAGAAUGGCUAACGACUAGCCAACAAGCGCGAGAGAUUGCAUCGAGUUUCGGUAUGUCAACCGUCACCAAAGAUAUGGCCACUGGUAUAGAGAAUCGAGUUUUGAAUCGAUUCAUUUGCGGUAAGUAUUUAGUCAAGGAUUUACUAUCAAAGCAGAAACAGGAAGAAGAGAGGAAAACAAACAGCUGGAAAGUCCCAUUCUCGGUUUCAGUUUCGAUUUUCUUGUUAGUUUUGGUCGGUUUAGUAGCAGUUGGACUGCACCAGAGAAAAAAGUUCAUCAAAAUGAUCGAUCGAGAUGAUUGGAAAAUCGACUCAUCCGACAUCGAGUACAUCGUCGGAAAACGGAGCUCCAUGGAAUUUGCCAGUACCGAUCAAAUUUAUUCCAUUUCUAGCAUCAAUAACACUGACAACAUCGAUACUAAUACUACCACUACGGCUACUACCAAUACGGUUACUACUACUACCACUACUACUAUUACUACUGCUGCUGCUACUAAUAACAAAAAUAUUCAAAACAAUAACAACAAUCCGAUAAAAAACUUGAAAAAAACUAUUUCUCACAACUUAACAAAAUUUCAAAUGAAUCUCAGCGGAGGAUCGCAAUCGAAACCGACGACUCAACUUGCCCAUCCUAAAUCCACUCGAAUAUUCGGUAAGUACAAGGACGUGGGGAUGUGCUUCUCGGAGAUGUGGCUGGGAGAGAGUUUCAGCGCUAAUUUUAAAGUCAGACAGGUUUUAAAUAGGAUGAGGAACUCCAUAGAGAAUGAAAACUUGGCGAGGUUCUACGGGUUAACUUUAAUCGGCGAGAGACUGUACAUAGCAGAGGAGUUCUGUGAGAAAGGAAACCUCAUCGGUGUGCUGAAGCACGCUAAAUAUAAACUAGAUGAUAAUUUCAGAUAUUCCAUAUCGAAAGAUUUGUUGCAAGGUCUAGCCUACCUACACCGCAACGAAAUAACGCACGGACUCCUAACCACUGACUGCUGUGUUGUCAACUCGAGGUGGGCGGUUAAAAUAACAAGCUGGUGUUAUAACCUCAUUCAUCAAACUGGUUUCUCGUCGUCUGGGGGCAAAAAAUUUACAAAAAGUUUGCUAACAAUUUAUAAAGAAGGACUUAAGGAGAGUGAAAAAAGCCAAUUUGAGUUUUGGCUACCUCCUGAGGUUUAUUUUGAGAACGGUCAGACCUACCAAGCCACCAGACAAAGCGAUAUAUUCAAUUUCGGACUGAUUUUGUUUAAAAUAUUUUCAACAUCAUCCAACGAAACUUCAUCAGAGCAUGACGAUCAAACGCUCAAUCAACCGAAUCGAGACGAUUCCGAUAAACCGAUACAGGUACCGAGACUAGCGAAACUCGCGACGACUCGUUCUCUACCGCCGAAAGUAAAAUUCAUAAUAGAGCGAGCCUGUCUAGCUGAUACACUGGCAAGGCCGAACGCCGAGAAACUGAGUUACAUGCUGAGGUCUGCACAAGCCUCGCGCAAAAAUAACAUUCUUGACAACAUCGUCGAAACCAUUGAAAAAUAUGGCAACGAAAUGGAGACGAGAGCCAGUGAACUGCAAGUUAAAUUGAAAAACUACAUUGACGAGAGAGAUAAAUUUCUAUCCAAAACCUUUCCGAGUUGGACUUUGAGACAGAUUCAUCUCGGUAAUCGAAACGAUUCGAGACUCCACAAAUCGUUAACGGUUCUGGCAAUCAAGAUUUGGUUUCAAACUAACCAGACGAUAUCCGGUUCUGACAUCCCCAGUGGAAACUAUGAGAAUUACGUGAGAGAUUGUAUUGAUGAGUUUUCUAAAAAUCUUGAUGAUCUACUCGAUGAAAAUUCUUGGCUGUUCAAAAUCGACCAAACCUCAACUAGUGUUGUGUUAAUCGCCGGUUUCAAUGGUAUGCCGGUCGGUCAGAAUGUCGGUAAAAUGGUCCAACUUUCGUUUGCGUACCGAAAAUCGAUGGAAAAGAUGAUGACCGAUGUAUUCAAACGUUACAGUCCCACAUACACUUUGCAGAACGCCGAAGCUUGCACAUCCCCGAUCCGAUUAGGCACAACCCUACAUACCGGUCCGGUAUAUUUUUACGUUAAUUACGACCCAAGCGACUUGACGCUUUGUAAGUUUGUGGCACACGGAGAAGCUCUUACGACAGCCACAAAGAUCAAUGAAUCAUUCGGUAUCAGUUUGAAUAAGUCCUGCACGGUUAUUACCGACGAACUUCUUAAGCAUUUGCCGGUAUCGGUGAAGAAUAUUCGAGUCCAGUCCAUCCCUAAUGCAAUUGAAGACAUCAAUUUAUACUGGAUCGAGCCAGAAAUAAUCAAAAGAGAGGAGAAAAAUAUGCCACUCAUCAAUUAACAAACCAUUAAAAUAAUUCCAAUUAUAAAUUAUUAAUUAUAUUAGUUAUAAUUAUAGUACGAUAAUAAUAAUUAAUUAUAAUAUAACCGUAGCAAAAAAAAAUGAAAUCAUCUCAGUUGAUUUUAUUUCGAGAAAAUAAAGCCAGA
Messenger RNA from Helobdella robusta, 3320 nucleotides. RefSeq lists its product as hypothetical. Gene Ontology annotation, molecular function: protein kinase activity; ATP binding. NCBI's taxonomy places the organism in Eukaryota, Metazoa, Annelida, Clitellata, Rhynchobdellida, Glossiphoniidae. The transcript has 8 exons. The record is from RefSeq and is a predicted model, not a curated record. Bases 1 to 3174 code for a protein of 1057 amino acids. Gene Ontology annotation, biological process: protein phosphorylation.